Molecule: messenger RNA, 663 nt
Organism: Cynara cardunculus var. scolymus (artichoke)
Lineage: Eukaryota; Viridiplantae; Streptophyta; Magnoliopsida; Asterales; Asteraceae
Product: vesicle-associated membrane protein 714-like
Exons: 4
Coding region: 1-663 (220 amino acids)
Biological process (GO): vesicle-mediated transport
Cellular component (GO): membrane
Source: RefSeq, a predicted model, not a curated record
AUGGCGAUCCUGUACGCUCUGGUGGCCAGGGGUACGACGGUGUUGGCGGAGUUCAGCGCCGUGACUGGUAACGCCGGGGCCAUUGUCCGCCGGAUUCUCGAGAAGUUGCCGGCAGAGGCGGGAUCCAGGCUCUGCUUCUCUCAAGAUGGCUACAUCUUCCAUAUUCUCAGAUCCGACUCUCUCACCUUUCUCUGUAUGGCCAAUGAUACAUUAGGAAGAAGAAUCCCAUUUUCAUACUUGGAAGACAUUCAGAUGAGGUUCAUGAAAAAUUAUGGUAGAGUGGCACCAUAUGCUCCUGCUUAUGGAAUGAAUGAUGAAUUCUCAAGGGUCUUGCAUCAGCAAAUGGAGUUUUUCUCGAGCAAUUCCAGUGCAGAUACGCUCAAACGUGUUAGGGGUGAAGUUAGUGAGGUACGCACCAUUAUGGUGGACAACAUUGAGAAGAUAUUAGAUAGAGGUGAGCGGAUUGAGCUUCUUGUCGACAAAACUUCUACGAUACAAGAUAGUUCCUUCCAUUUUAGGAAACAAUCGAAGAGACUUCAAACAGCUCUUUGGUUGAAAAAUAUGGAACUCCUGGCUUUGCUGACAUUCUUGGCAUUUCUAUUCCUGUACACAAUUAUCGCGAUCUGUUGCGGAGGGGUCACUUUAUCAGCCUGCAGAUACUGA